AUGGGUUUUAAAACGAAACAAAAAGAUUUUACAGAGGAGGAUUUGGAACAAAUUCCUUGCCUUCUUGAUCCCAAACACACCAUCGCGAGACAUCGAAUGAGCUAUCAUUUGAAACGAUGUAACGCGAGACCUAUACAAAGAACGGAACCGUACUAUCAUCAAGAUUUGAACUUGGAUCCUCUUGAUGAUGACUCAAAGCAAUACCAGUUUGAACUUUCGCAGCUUUCAAAAGAAGAAAUUCAUGAAUGGAUCGAUCUAUUCAUGCAUGUUGGUAAUAGCCUUCCUUUGCCGGAAACCGAAGUACUUUUUCAUCCUGUAAUGCAUGCUAGAUGGAGCGAAUGCAAAAACAAGAAACAUGCGGUUCAACAGGCUUCUUUGUUAGGUCAUAUGGAUAAAGCAUCCUUUUUUGAAGCACCAGAAAGCGUUUACUUUGAAUUCGGCGCUGGUCGUGGUGAAUUAUCUCGUUAUGUGCAUCAUUGUCAACCCAAGCGCAAUGUUUAUAUCCUGAUUGACCGGGAUUCCAAUCGGCUGAAGCAUGACUCCAGGAUAAUUAAAGACUCUCAAAUUUAUGGUUGGUCAAUUCCUGAAGUAGUUCGCUGCAAGAUUGAUAUUAAGGAUUUUAGAAUUCAGCACUUUGCGGAUCAGAAAGUGCAUAACGAAUCCGGAACUGAGAAACCUCAAUUUGCUUACUCCAAGCAUUUGUGCGGCGCUGCUACAGAUCUUACAUUGAAUAGUAUAAGGAAUUCCUCUAUGAGAGCUGUUUUAAUUGCUUUGUGCUGUCAUCAUCAUUGCCGAUGGGAAGCUUUAUCUUCGCAUUCACGCUUACAACUAGAAAAGUGGGGAAUUCGUGGAGUCAAAGCUUUUCAAGUACUCCGUCAAAUGACAGGUUGGGGCAUCAAUAGUCUUCGAGAGAAUAUGCAAGCUUCGGGUGGUGCUGACACUCAUUACAGCGGCUUGACGCAUGAGGAGCGUGUUCAAAUAGGUCUGAAGUGCAAACACAUCAUUAAUACCCUUCGGAAGCUUGAUUGCGAGCGUUUGGGCUACAACACACGCCUUGUAUAUUAUGUGAAUUCAGAUGUUACAUUAGAGAAUGUCGCCCUUUUAGCACGAAAAAAGUAA
Schizosaccharomyces osmophilus is the source of this 1119-nucleotide messenger RNA. It is a transcript of the gene trm13, whose product is annotated as tRNA 2'-O-methyltransferase Trm13. The record is from RefSeq and is a predicted model, not a curated record. NCBI's taxonomy places the organism in Eukaryota, Fungi, Ascomycota, Schizosaccharomycetes, Schizosaccharomycetales, Schizosaccharomycetaceae. Bases 1 to 1119 code for a protein of 372 amino acids. Gene Ontology annotation, biological process: tRNA methylation. The transcript is spliced from 3 exons.